AGAAGUCCUAAAUUAACCAACCAAAGAACAAAGGAUGGAGCUAAUCUCCCAAGAAUUCAUCAAACCAAUUUCUCCAACUCCCAAUCACCUCAUCAAAUCCUUUGAAUAUUCAAUUUGUGAUCAGUUUGCUCUGUCAGAUCACAUCCCUAUACUUCUAUAUUACCCUGCACUAUCAGAUGAUAACCAACAAGAAUCAAAGGCUAUCAACUCAUCCAGAUUGAAACGCUUAAAGAAAUCUUUGUCUGAAAUUCUUGCUCAUUAUUACCCUUUGGCAGGAAGACUCCGAAGCAAUAACUCUACUUGUGUCGACUGCAACGAUGAAGGCGUCCCAUUUCUCGAGGCAUUUCUGCACAAUCAACUCUUGGAAGACAUUCUCAACAACCCUCAUGAGAACUACAAAACUGCAAAAUCUUUUGUUCCACCCGCGUCCUUUGAGUCAUUUUCAUCGAGUUUUUUGCUUCUGGUUCAAGUUACAUCCUUUGAAUGUGGAGGAACUGUUGUUGGAGUUGCACCCAACCACAAGAUAUUAGAUAUGCCUUCUGUAAUCACCUUUUUAACUGAUUGGGCUACUUUGGCACGCCAAGACGACGAUCCCAACAGUAAUUUCAUGCUCCCGCAACUUGUCCCCCUUGCGAAGUUUUUCCCUCCUAGAGAUAAUGUACCGUCCGUAUCUAUUAUUGCUGAAGCCUCUUUAACAAAGGAACCAUGUCGCAUCAAUAUAUAUGUUUUCAACCCAUCUAGCAUAGCAAAUCUAAAGAUUAAGGCAACUAGUGAGAACAUAACUACGCCUUCGCGUGUGGACGCAGUGACAAGUAUUGUGUGGAAGUGCUUAACUGCUUACUCCAAUAGGCCAUCCGUGUUAACAUAUACGGUGAACUUGAGGAAACGAGUUACUCCUCCAAUGCACGCUCAUCAUAUUGGAAACUUUAUUGGUUUUGCAGAAGCAUCAAAGCAGGGGAGUGAGAAAGAUAUGGCUGAUAUGGUGGUUUCAUUACGAAAAGGGUUAUCCGAGUUGGAGAAUAAGUAUGUGAAAAGAUUGAAUGGGAAUCAGGAUGAGGCCAUUGAAAGCAUCCAAGAGAUGUUAAGAGAUCUUAUAAGCUUGAUAGCGGCUGGCAUAAAGAACGAUGUGGAUCUCUACCACUUCACUAGCUGGUGUGGCUUCCCAUUUUAUGACGUGGAUUUUGGAUGGGGGAAGCCAAUUUUGUUUAGUUCAAUUCCAUCAAAAUUGAAGAAUGUGAUGACAUUAAUUGAUACAAAGGAUGGUGGAGUGAAAGUUUAUAUUUGUUUAAGUGAAGAAGACAUGAAAAUGCUUGAGAAAAAUACCGAAUUGCUUACUUAUGCAACUCUCGAGGCCAGUUUUCCUAUUUAGACUCUCGAAGAAUACUUGUAGAAAAAUGAAUAAAAGUGGCAAAUAAGGUUCUUGUUUUGUGUUAAGAGGUGCACUAUUCAGAUCCCUCUUGUUGAAUUCCAGGGAAUAUUAUGUUGUUGUUGUUUUGUUAAGAGGGAAUCUUCAGUCCCUUUUAAAAUGCGAUGUUGUUUGAAGUAGUUAAGUUUUAGUUUUUUCUUAACUAUAAAAAAAUGUUACUUA
This is a messenger RNA of Capsicum annuum, 1588 nucleotides long. RefSeq names its product stemmadenine O-acetyltransferase-like. Lineage: Eukaryota; Viridiplantae; Streptophyta; Magnoliopsida; Solanales; Solanaceae. The coding region runs from base 35 to 1369 and encodes 444 amino acids. The transcript has a single exon. The record is from RefSeq and is a predicted model, not a curated record.